CUCAUGUCACCGGUAGUGCCCGGGCAGGGACAGGAAUUCCUUUCGGGAAAUUGAGAUUCGGCCUUUACGGAAACCUGGCCUCAAACUGGAUAAUUGUGAAAGGAAGGAGAAAAGGAAAGUCCCCACAUACGGAGGGAUUCUGAACGGGAAAACAGGUGUAGCUGCGUCUACUGGGUCUUCCUCUCAGGCCAGUACCGCAACACUGCAACUUUCCACGCUUCCUGUUUGGGGCUAAAACGCUGUCGCAGUUUUUUUUUCCUUGAGGCACUAAAUUUUUUUUUCUAUAUUAUUUUGUGAGAUUUAUUUCCUUUUCAAGUCCGGAACACAUGGAUUUGGUUUACUGAGCAAAUAUUACCUGGGGCCCUGACUCUUACAGGUGAGGUCAAGAGGUUAUGUACUUAUUAAUGUGACCGGACCGGACCAUACGGCUCAACGGAAUUAAUGACCCCGAGAGUGACCAGCGAAUAACCUAAAAUAUAUCAACAAAUGAAAAAAAAUCGUCAAUCUGUCAAAUUACCAAAAAACAAAAUAUUAGGAGAAAAAUGUAUUUGAUACUAAUAAUCUCUCCUAAUCAAAAACAACAUUUUAGACUAGUCUGAGUAAAAGAAAAACUUAUUAUUCAAACCAGAGUCUAUCCGUUGAAUAGUGAAAUGUUUUUCCUACACAAUGUGACAUCAAAAUAGUUUCAUACAAAAUUGAAGAAGAAGAAAGCAAAGGAAGAUGAAAUCGCGCAUUUCUACUGACGUCUGCCCGCAAUUGUAACAACACUGCAUGUCUGGAUAUAAUCAAUUCUUAAGUGAAAUCAAUUCUGUUUUCUAUUGGUGUUUAGACUUGAAAGCUAACUCUGAAUAUGCAAGAUGAAUUCUAUCCUGAUAGAUGUUGAAGAACAUUUCCAUCUGUAUCUGGAAUGGACUACUUCCAUUGGUAUUCCAUCCCUAACAGUUUAAAAUCUCAUUCGUAUUGCAACAACACUUUUCGACAUUGUUAGAAACUUAAAACCAAAACAUUUUCACGGACUUCAAAAGUUUCCAAAGGCUGGUGUCAGAAUGCAAGGUUUAAUGCAACAAGAUUAUUACCGGGCCUGUAGCACAUUCUCAUCUCUCCCUGGGAUGAUGUUUCCAGACUCGGCCUACACUAAAAAUGCCUGGUCUCCACAACCCAGUCCGCAGACACAAGAUUCAACAUUUCCUAAACUGGCAUUGUCUGGUCCACCACCCCCAGUACCUAAACCAUAUUCGCCAACAUUCACUACCGUGGGUAAAUCUUCCUUGGAGUCUGGCAUUCACGGGUCGCAAUGGAGACCACCUCAAAGCUACACUAACCCGUUGACACCAAUUUCUAAAAGUCCAUUAGACAAUAACCACGCUCCAUGGAGGCCUCAAGGUUCCGGUCAGAUCCAACUCUGGCAGUUCCUACUUGAGCUACUCUCUGACUCGGCCAACGCCGCCUGCAUCACGUGGGAGGGCACCAACGGCGAGUUCAAGCUGGUGGACCCCGACGAGGUGGCCAGGAGGUGGGGCGAGCGCAAGUCUAAGCCCAACAUGAACUACGACAAGUUGAGCCGGGCCUUGCGGUACUACUACGACAAGAACAUUAUGACCAAAGUCCAUGGCAAGAGAUACGCAUACAAAUUUGACUUUGCUGGGCUCGCCCAGGCCAUGCAGCCUUCCAGCGCGGAUCCGUCCGCCUAUAAGUACCAGCAGGAUUUCUUGAUGUCGUCCUACCAAUACCAUCACCACCAUCACCAUCCUCACAACCAGAAGCUCAACUACCUGAAUCCGCAUUCGCCCAUCUCCAAUACUGGACCACCUAGCCUCUUCCCGCCUCACACUGGCUACUGGCCAGGCAGCCCCGGUUCGAACCUCUACCACAACAUUCCCAACCACGCGAUGCCAACGCACCCUGGACACAUGGCGCCCCCUCUCGGGCCUUAUUACCCAUACGACAGAUGGGAGGCUUGACCUCUGGCCACUACGACUCUUCCAUCCAGAAAACACCAUGUUGGAACAUCCCGUAACACUCCACUGACCAUCCCGCAACUACGUCCACUGACCUCAUGAGCUUAGCAUUUGACCGGAUUAAAGAUCACGUGAGUGGGAUUUACCACUGCACAAAUGACCUUAGGAAAAAAAAUGCCUCACUGAGGAAAACUUCCAACAAGACAAAAUAUACAUAUACAAACUUUUCGAGUGCCUGAAAUUUUCCUUCAAGAUUUUGUGUUGUUUGUUGUGUACAACUUUCGUUUCGUGUUAUGGCUCUCGUGUGAUUUACAACUGGAUUUUGUUUCCAAGUCAGCUGUCAGUUUGGUUUAACAUUGUUAAAACAAGGCACAUUUUGGUUGAAUGUUGGGAUUCGCUAGUUUAACUAUUGACAACUGUAGUUUGAUGACUACACUAGUUUUUACUUCCCCAAUGUAAGCCUGUGAGUGUGUGCGUGAAUGUGUGUGUGAGUGAAUAUGCUAAUUUUUUAAUUAGUCUCCAGAUGAACAAUAACUUCAGUUACUAACUUCUGGGGCAGUGUAGGGUAACUGGACCGGUCUAAAACUAUUAUCUUUAUAGCCUGGACUACGCACAGUAGUGACUUCAGCCAUAAAGGAACCUAUUGUGGGAGAAGAACAUCUAAGGUCAUCAUUAUCUUGGAAAAUUUGCUGUGAGCUUGACAGUGUUGAGUGAGAUUUGAACUUGUGUAAAACACAGACGUGAUGUAGAUAUGUUGUAAGGUGAUCAAAAUAUUGUAUUUUGACCAAAAUUAAGAGAUAAAUUAAAAUCUGUGGCAUUUUGCGUCUGCGAAAAUUACCGUUUCCCUUUGCUACUUCUUGUGUGACAAAAUAGACCAAUCCUUGAUACACAGCUGUGGUCACAGGUUUGGCCUAUGUAAUCACCAGGCGCUGUUGCAUUUUCACCCUUCUUUCUACUACUGUUGUGUAUGGCAUUUGCUAUCCUAGACCCUUCCUUUAGGCUCGCUCUCCAUGUGGAUCUAACCAGUACCACUUUUUCCCAGCUGCUAGUGUCGAUUUUGAAGAGCUACAUAUCGCGUUUGCGUACAUCCGUAUACCGUAAAAGUGGGCGACCAGCGGCUCUCCUGCCUUCUAUUACAUCGCCAUAACGUAACUUGAACUCUGGUUAAUUGUUAUUUAAAUUGAAUUCUAGUCAUUACAAUAUUUUUGAAAAAGAAAUCUUUUUAGCUCGUAAAUACUUUUUGUUCUUGGUGCUCAAUAAGGUAUAAAGAAUUUCGAUCACGCGGUAAAGGUGGAGAGUAUCUCCAUAACUCACCUGCAACUUCAGAGCCCAGUGUGUAGAAGUUCUUUAGGCACACACCCAUAGAGUCCCUUCACACAAAGUCGCACAUAGACCAGUACAUAGUCAGAGCUGACAUUCAUUUAGUCAUACGUAUACAUACACGCAUUCACAUCCAUCCAUCCAUACAUACAUACAUACAUACAUACAUACAUACAUACAUACAUACAUACAUAUAAUCUGAAUGGCCCUGUAUCAACUAAAAUAUGUUUAAAUAUGUAUGAAAUAUCAACAUGUUUAAAUUAAUGAUAAUAUUUUAUAUUCAAAGAUCAAUAUUGCAUCUACUAUGAAAUGAUUUUGUUUCAUAUAAAUACAAUGGCUCAAAUGAUUUGUUCUAUUCCCUGUAUAUAGUCGCUUGAAAGAAAAU
This is a messenger RNA of Biomphalaria glabrata, 3663 nucleotides long. Its product is annotated as transcriptional regulator ERG homolog. The transcript has 6 exons. Lineage: Eukaryota; Metazoa; Mollusca; Gastropoda; Planorbidae. Gene Ontology annotation, molecular function: sequence-specific DNA binding; DNA-binding transcription factor activity, RNA polymerase II-specific. The coding region runs from base 1047 to 1961 and encodes 304 amino acids. Gene Ontology annotation, cellular component: nucleus. Gene Ontology annotation, biological process: cell differentiation; regulation of transcription by RNA polymerase II. The record is from RefSeq and is a predicted model, not a curated record.